Cladophialophora immunda is the source of this 1631-nucleotide messenger RNA. RefSeq lists its product as uncharacterized. NCBI's taxonomy places the organism in Eukaryota, Fungi, Ascomycota, Eurotiomycetes, Chaetothyriales, Herpotrichiellaceae. The transcript is spliced from 2 exons. The record is from RefSeq and is a predicted model, not a curated record. Gene Ontology annotation, cellular component: cytoplasm. The coding region runs from base 184 to 1383 and encodes 399 amino acids.
UCAGGUCCAAUUAUACCUGGUGUUGCUCAAAGCCCAUACGCUGGAAGAAUCCCUCUUAACCUUUGCACUUUGUGUAAGCUCAGAUAGCAGUUUUCCAAUUCCUUUAUUCUUCCCGGUUCACCUCGAGACUGCCCGACGAGACUUCUUUCCUGUCCGCGAAUCUGCGCAUUGUGAGCUUAGACCAUGGAUACCAGCGACAAAAAUUGGGCUACUAAGUACCUGCUUGACCCAUUGAACGCUCCAGAUCCUUCGCAAGAAGAUGGCCCAGGAAACACCUUCCGACCCGGUGCGACGGUCGCUCCAGUCAAGCCAUCCCCUCAGUCAAAGCAAUUAGUAGGCAGGCGCCUCUCAAAGACAAACCCAUACCGCAAGAACUCCCUUUCCAACUCUACCACGACCGAGAUCAAGCGCUCUGCUUCACUGAACAGCAAUGGUUAUUCUCCUAUUUCGGGCAACAAGGGACCAUACCCUCCGCAGUCGUACCCUUCUCCCCCACCCUCAGCGACUUCUCCAGUCGCGGCCAACCAGUAUUCGCAUUCUCCUCAAUCUCCACGGUCACCCCAAACGCCUCGAUCCCCUAACCAUAGACAAGAGGCAUUCGGGAGUGAAAACCACUCGAGCCCUCACGGCAGUGGUCGUCGCCGACGCGGGAGCUCCCUCUCGGAGCGUUAUCCAGGCGAUAUGUCCCACCGCCCUCUCGAUACUCUGACAAAAGAGAAGGCCUCGGCAGAUCGCGCGCGUCACGCGACCAGAAAACACCAUAUUCAACCGGACAUCAUCGACAACCUUGACAUGACCGGUGGAGGCGCAUAUCACCACGGCGGUCCAUACGACGCUACCUUGUUUGCGCGUAACAAUUCGUUAAACAGUCCGUUGGCAGCUGUAGCCAGUUCUAAUGCGGAAGCUCUGAAAGCAACGCCCAAGGAGAAGAUCAUGGACUCUGUCAGAGGCCACCGGCCACUCGACGGCGUUGCGGCAUACGCUCCAGGAAAUAUGGAUCGCAACGGCAACGUCUACAACUACGAAGAAGGUGACAAUAUGAUGAUUGAAGGCGGCCCGGAAGGUGGAGCAUAUAAACGAUGGCCGGGCGUGCAAUAUGACCCUAGCGACGUCAAAGGCAAAGGCGAACCAAGUUACAGUUUGGAGAAGGCUCUCAAAGAGCACAAGAUUUCCGGCGAGGAGCAGAAGGCCACCGGCAACAACGGCAUUGAAAUGAAAAACCGAAACCGGAGCUCAAGCGGUCCUGUUCCGCCAACCGCAGAUCGAUCGGGGUGGGACGACGGCGAGGGGCUCGGAAGAAGUGGAAGCAUCAGCAAGAGGCUUAGCGGAGGAUUGAAGAAAAGGUUCGGGAGUAUUAAAAGAAGUCAUCGCCGGGAAGACUAAUGUUGGCGGGAUAUCUGUUGUUUAGCUGUCUGGCUUUGGGUAACGAAUUACUUUUGGGGCGCCAAUGGUCUUGGGAUGAGUAGACAGAAGCCAUCAAGUUGGAUGACGGUUAGGGCUCAGGCAGCACAUUGCUCGACAGAAGAUACAUUGCAACAUGUCGUGACUGCGAAGCUUUCUUUUAGCGGAUUACAGCACUGGAAAUACCACCCAUCUUCCUGCAUUCUAUUCAGCCCUGUGCUAUUCCAAGA